AUGUGGGGCGGCAGCGUGCCUCUCUCGUGGUGUCGGUACCGCUCGGAGACCUGGCGGGGAAAAAGAGAUGGUGAAGGGGCUGGGGGCAGCGGAGCCAGGGCGGCGGAGCCCGCGGGGACUUACCUCUCUCCCGUACAGCGGCAGGGGUUGGAAGGGGUUCAAGGCGAUGAGGAUGUCCCCGAUGUCGGUCUGGUGGAGAGCGGAGAGUCCGUCAGCCUAGCGCCCGCCACCGCUGCCCCCUGCCCCGGCCCCCAUCACUCACGUAGACCUGAUGCCGCAGGAAUCGCUCCUGCAGCCUGUCCAGCAGCACCGCCUCGUCCAGCUCCGCCAGUACCGCCAAGUUCCCGUCCGCCCCGAUCAGCGGACCACGCUCCCCCACGGACACCAUGCUGCACACUUUCCAGCGCCAACAGCACCACCCUCCCCCUCCACCGCCUCUCUCCCUGGUCCCGCUCGACCCCACUCUCGCUCCGCCCCGGCCCGCCCUCCGGGGCAGGGCUGCCGUUUGAACGCGGGGCGGCGGCGACUAGCAGAUUGGUUACUUUACUGUACCCUGAAGCUGUCAUGAGUGACUUGUCUGUGCUGUUCAUGAUUGGAGCAAAUACUGUGGAAGAGCAGAGGGCUCGCUGGGAGAGAAAGCGCAGCCGGACAGCAAAGGAGCUGCUAGUAACUGAAUACAAAUACCUGGAGCAGUUGGAUUUGGUGGUCACAUUCUUUGUGAAGAUUUUAAAGGCCAAGGGAACGCUGAAUCCUGCCGUUUUGGAAACCAUAUUUGGACCCCUGGAAUCCAUAUAUUUGGCCAGUCAUGUUCUCUCACUUCAGCUGGAAAGAGGGAAUUUGGGGCCAGGACUGGAAAAUUUCUGUCCAAAUCUGGAGCUUUAUGGCCACUAUGCUGAGAAUUUGGAGCAGGCAAAUACAGCCUUGAAGGAGCAACUGAAGAAAAAUAAGUCGUUUAGACAGUUUAAGAAACUCCAGGAAACUCGACCUCAGUUUCAAGGGAGAAAGCUAGAGGAUCUGCUUCCUUUACCCCUGCAGAGGCUGCACCAGUACAGGCAUUUCCUCAGAGACUUGCUGGAGAACACUAGGCCAGGCUGUGCUGACCACCAGAUACUUGCAAAGGCUGUGAAAUCUGUUUCUGAGGUAUCUUGGUGGGUCCAGGACAUCUUUCGCAACAGAGAGAACUCCUUGCAGCUACUUCGGGUUCAGAAACUGCUCAAAGGACAAAAGACUCAGGUUUUGACUCCAGGGCGCUGGUAUAUCCGGGAAGGCUGGCUUUUGGUGGUGCCUUCAAAGGGAGAAGAACUGAAGCGCAGGAUGUUUUUCCUUUUUUCUGAUAUCUUCAUUGCAACUAAGCCCUGCCACCCGCUGCACCCACGGAACUCGAACAAACUGGCGUGCCAGGCUGUCUACCCGCUUCACCAGUGCAGAGUGAAUAAAGUGUUUGGCCACACACAAAGCCAGGGAGGGCUCCUCAGUCUUUCUUUUCCGCACAAGACACUAUUGUUGAUGUCCAGUGACCAAGACGACAUUAAUGAUUGGUAUCAGUGUCUCACAGCUGCAGUCAGAUGGGAUAGGCAAGAUAGAAGAGGUGGUGUGGUGGCCCUGUAUGUCAUGGAGUGUUUUGACUACGGUGAUGGUAGGGUGGUAUGGCCAGUUGAUGAUGUGUACCCAGUCCCCUCUGAGCUGGAAGAUAGGGAUAGGAAGCAGAAUGAAGCCCCCAUAACCCAAGAAGAGAUGGGUGGGGGUGUAGUGGUCCGGGACGGGCGGUGCACACAGGUUACCACGGUUCCCUCGCUCGGCGAUCGGUUCCAUCACUCGGCGAUCGGUUGGGCAACAGUGGCAGUCCACAGUGAAGCGCUCGGAAAUGCCAGUUCGAGUCCUGGGUAA
Indicator indicator is the source of this 1887-nucleotide messenger RNA. RefSeq names its product Rho guanine nucleotide exchange factor 39 (gene ARHGEF39). The record is from RefSeq and is a predicted model, not a curated record. The transcript has 12 exons. Gene Ontology annotation, molecular function: guanyl-nucleotide exchange factor activity. The coding region runs from base 1 to 1887 and encodes 628 amino acids. NCBI's taxonomy places the organism in Eukaryota, Metazoa, Chordata, Aves, Piciformes, Indicatoridae. Gene Ontology annotation, cellular component: plasma membrane. Gene Ontology annotation, biological process: positive regulation of cell migration.